AUGCCUACUCUCAUCACCAUACCUCCUGAGCUCGUUCGACAGAUCGCGGACCACCUCACUUCAGACGAUCUCAUCAAUCUUCGCUUGGCCUCGCUCGCUUUCUACGACUAUUUUACCGGAAGCGAUACGCUCGAAUGGGCUCACAAGCUUUUCUUUCCUACGUCCUACGAGAAGUUGAGAAAGGAGUUCACCAAGCAGAAACUCGAAUACGACCCUACAUCUUUCGACAAGGAGUACGUCCGCAGCCGGCGUUGGAAGACUAAUUCUCCUACCAGUAUACAUCAUUACGAUAUAACGAAGGAUGCUAGGUUCAUAAUAGAUCAAUCGGAAGAUGUGAUGGUCUACGAACGCGCCAGAGGUCAGAUAAUCAUCCAGGAUAUCGGCAAAGGCUUCGACACAUCGAUGGAGCAUGUCUUGAGCAUGAAUUACUUACGUUGCAUGUUACUCCCGAGGCUCGACUUUGGAGAGAGACUGAUGCUACACGCCAAUGGGGGUGUACUCCUGGUGGUCGGAUACGCACACACGCAUCAAAAUGUGGACUUCAUCACAGUCACAGAGGAACAUCCACCAGAGCCCGCUCAUCCUGGAAUAUUAGAGCAAAUAGGACAAUUGCUUCAUCUCGUUGAUCGUGGACAACCCAUCGCCCCGGUGACAACGACACGUGAAGUACUAGUCACCACGAAUCUUCCGCCACAUACGCAGUGCGCAGUCUUCUCUCUGAAGCAUAGAAACCGCGGGCAACUUUUGGCCAGCUGGCACGAACUAGACGGAUUUAAUGACAAAGCGGCGGUCAACGAAUUCUAUGUCAUAUCACAAUUCCAUCCGACGGAGCAUCGCUUGCACGGGUAUAUCUUCCCCCGCGACGGGGUUACUGAACAUCGUUUCGCUAUGAGAGAAACUGGAUUUCGGCAGAUGGGUGUGGCGUUGGCGGCAGAUACCCAGGGUAAGGUAUUCUAUGUUGCUUACAUGUGUCCCGCUCUCACUCGGUUCCCUGUCGUGGAAAUCCACGCUACGCCAAGCCCGAUUUCCGCUAGCGCGUGGGGUCAGCCUUCUCUCUUAAAGAGAGUUGUGGUUCGCUGUCUCGGUCUUCCUCUUCCACCACCCAUAACACCAGAUUUCGACGUACACUCCUUUUUGAAGGAAAACCACCUCACAUUCGACGAGGCCACCACGGCCGGACUGGAGGGAUGCGACGCGAGGGGGAAGAAGGGGAGGCGAGGAGUCGGAGAAGAGAUGAUCCGACUGCGGCUCGUGGGACGCACCGGCGAUACCAGCGACGCCGGAUUCGACUAUGAGAUGGUGAGUUGGGACAUCAGUGCCCGACCAAGCCCACUCAGGCCGUCUUCCGGUGAGCUCUUCAGCCAGGGGGUCCACUGGCAAACCGACCAGACUGUCCCAGAGGACACAUCCCCGUACGUGAACGUGUGCGGGGUUGUUGAUCUCGACGACGUCUACCCGAAGCCGGCUUACCUUAGGUAUCCGGGAGAGGGAAGUGUUGUGAUGCGGUCGGCGUCCACGAUGGAUGUCGACCGCUUCGAGGGUAGGCGCGACCUGGUUCGCUGCCUCCCUGUUUGCUCGGUGUCGGGAGUGGAGGGAGGAGACGGCGACCAUUUCGCGGUGUUUUACACCGACCAGCCAGAGAUGCUGGUCCAGCCGUCUCCAAACUCCCUGGAUCGUGGCAGCCUGGUGCUCGGCACCACUGUCGCGGUCCACCCGUACCCCGAUGUACCCGGCAUCGACGACGAAGACUUUGUGCCUCUUGGGGAGUACUUCAGUACCCCGACCGUCGAGAUGCCGUUCAGGGCCGGCACGACGCAGCAUGGACUGAGAAUCCCUGCGCCGUUGUUCGGUUCUGGUACCAUCGGGGUUGACCUCGAGCAGAAGCGGUACGCGGUGUAUUACACAGCCGCAGUCGGGGGGAGGCAGGGGGAGAGGAAGAUUGUUAUGCUCCGCUAUCGUUAA
Tricharina praecox is the source of this 1962-nucleotide messenger RNA. RefSeq lists its product as uncharacterized. The record is from RefSeq and is a predicted model, not a curated record. Gene Ontology annotation, molecular function: protein binding. The transcript is spliced from 2 exons. Lineage: Eukaryota; Fungi; Ascomycota; Pezizomycetes; Pezizales; Pyronemataceae. Bases 1 to 1962 code for a protein of 653 amino acids.